GAAAACCUCGCUCUCCCGGGCAUCCUCCACCGCCGCCCGUUUAAGUUAAAUGGUACACGGUAUCCCGCCGCUCUCCACACGACCAUGACGAAGAAACAGACGUAUCCCUUCUGGUCGCUAGGGGUCGCGGGCUCCAUGGCAGCGUCAUGUACGCACCCGCUGGAUCUCACCAAAGUGAGGAUGCAGACCAUCCCAUCGGUCCCUGGCCAGAAGCGACCUUCGACUGGCUCUGUUCUCCGCAUGACGGUUGCCGAACAAGGAUUCCGAAGCCUCUACACGGGGCUCACGGCUUCCUUGCUUCGGCAGAUGUCGUACUCCCUCGUCCGGUUGGGCAGCUACGAGGAGAUGAAGUCGCGCUUGUCCAACGACGGUCCGCCGUCCUCGGGAAAGCUGCUGCUGGCAGCGAUGGCGGCGGGUGGACUCGGCGGUGUGGCAGGGAACCCGGCAGAUAUUCUGCUGGUGCGGAUGACCAGCGACUCUAUUCGACCACCAGAGAAGCGGUACAACUACUCAAAUGCUCUCACCGGUCUUGUGCAACUUGUUCGGAGUGAAGGCGUUAGGGGGCUGUUCAGAGGACUCGGGACUAACACGGUCCGAGCGGUACUGAUGAACGGUUCGCAAGUGUGGUCAUAUGAUUUCUUCAAGUCAUGGUUCCUACGACAUCAGCUACCCGUCGUGAACUACCAAUUCCGGGACAACCUGGGCCUGCACAUGGUCGCUAGUACACUUGCCGGCACCGUGGCUACCACUGUCUGCUCGCCUGCUGAUGUGAUGAGGUCACGACUAAUGUCGGCGGUGUGUGUCUCCUUUCCAAUUGCCGUCCGUUGCGUUGACAGCCUGCAGUCGGGCAAAUCCAACCCGAUUGAAGUCCUGAAGACAUCAUUGCGUGACGAGGGUCCAAGGUUCCUCUUCAAGGGUUGGACACCUGCCUUCAUCCGUCUGGGGCCCAACACGAUCUUCAUGUUCGUCUUCUUAGAGCAACUGAAGAAUGGCUGGCGGAACCUAUUUCCCGCUGAAUGAUAUAUCUAGACUAUGAUACGUUCUCGCGCUUUCGUCCGCGUUGUCUUCACCAGUAGCAUCAUAGAGACUGGCAUGGAUCAUGCUUGGAACACAUAUAUCCUUGCACUAUGUAUCUUAUUUAUUUCAGCUACUAGCACGUAUAUUUUUGUUCAACCAUC
Messenger RNA from Rhodofomes roseus, 1178 nucleotides. RefSeq names its product mitochondrial carrier. The record is from RefSeq and is a predicted model, not a curated record. Gene Ontology annotation, biological process: malate transmembrane transport; oxaloacetate transport; thiosulfate transport. Bases 85 to 1020 code for a protein of 311 amino acids. Gene Ontology annotation, molecular function: malate transmembrane transporter activity; sulfate transmembrane transporter activity; antiporter activity. The transcript has 9 exons. Lineage: Eukaryota; Fungi; Basidiomycota; Agaricomycetes; Polyporales; Fomitopsidaceae.